AGGCUAUUUUUGGUGCCUGGAUAUCAAGGCGGCAAUUUCGGAAGCUCAACUGGAAGCAUCCAAAGCUCAGACAUCAACUGAUCGUUGUUCCAAGGCAUUGGAACUUCCCCCGCGUCCUCUGCACUCUGCCACAUCAGCGCGAGCGCCUGGUCCCGGACUACGUCGAAGAUAUUUUUUAAGGUCACAGCCUACGCCCAAGAUGCCGACACCCGAAUCUGCCGCCUUCCUGGCCAAGAAGCCGACCGUGCCCCCAACCUUCGACGGUGUCGACUACGACGACAACAAGCGCUUGAAGCAGGCCCAAGAUGCAAUCAUCAGGGAGCAGUGGGUACAAGUCAUGAUGGGGCGUCUAGUACGGGAGGAGCUUAGCAAGUGUUACUACCGGGAAGGGGUCAACCAUCUGGAGAAAUGCGGCCAUUUGCGAGAACGGUACCUGCAACUUCUCAAGACCGGCCAGGUGAAGGGUUAUCUGUUUGAGCAACAGAACUACAUUUCGAAACAGGAAUGAAUGGAAUUGGAGGUUACUGGAGUAUAAAGCAUUUCGAAUUGGCUUUUUAUGAGGCAUCUCUCGGACGGUCGAGGCGAGAGCAACAGCAGGGCUGCAAUUGCAGUGCAUGAGGGUGCUGAUAUACAGGGGCGGAGGUCAAGCGGAAGCCACCCCAACUGUACAUAUACCGAUCCAAUGUACCCAAUCGGACAUUUCAAAUUUUCAAAA
Molecule: messenger RNA, 715 nt
Organism: Phialemonium atrogriseum
Lineage: Eukaryota; Fungi; Ascomycota; Sordariomycetes; Cephalothecales; Cephalothecaceae
Product: NADH-ubiquinone oxidoreductase
Exons: 2
Coding region: 200-508 (102 amino acids)
Source: RefSeq, a predicted model, not a curated record